AUGUUAUUUUGGUUGCAGACAAUUUUUUGUUCAAUACAAAUAUUAGAUCGUAAUCUACUAUUAGACCUAAAUAAUACUUCAGGCUUUUUAAAAACACUUGAGAAUAUAGGAUUAUGCGAAAAUGAAGGUCUACAACAAAAGAAUACAGAACUGACUACAACAGAAGAUAAAAAAUUUUAUGAAAAUCGAUCUAACUCUAAUAUAUUAGAUGAUUUGACAGAUUUCAUAGAUGAAAGUUUUAAUAACGGAUAUGAUUAUUUAGAUAUAAUUUAA
Messenger RNA from Vairimorpha ceranae, 273 nucleotides. RefSeq lists its product as hypothetical. The transcript has a single exon. Bases 1 to 273 code for a protein of 90 amino acids. The record is from RefSeq and is a predicted model, not a curated record. Lineage: Eukaryota; Fungi; Microsporidia; Nosematidae.